CUAGUACGAACGUAUACCGAACGCUUUGUAUAUCCUGUAAAUUAUAUCCUGUGUGUGCGAUUGAUCACGUCUGCCUGUACAUAAAUAGAGUAACCAGCCAGCACGAAAAGUGAAAAUACAUAGAGGCAAAGCCAGGCGAGAGCAUAUUUCAUAAGUUUGCACUCCGCACACAUAGAAAGCAGCGGCGAGAGCCAGAGAAAGCUGGCGACAAAGGCUAACGCACGACCUUUGGCACCGAGUUCACAUCCUGCGGCGGGGUCAGCAGCGAAUCAAUAAAGACAAAGACACCCACCCAGCCAGAGCAACUGCAUCCCCAAAUACACCAGUCCCACAUCGCGUCCACUUCGAGUCCCAGCGACCAACAUUCACUCGCAAAUUAUGCUGACCAUGUCGACCCUGAUGAUGCCAGCACCGACCAUAGCCAUGGGUGCCCCGCAGAUCACAAUGGGUCCGCACAAGCCGCCGGAAACGAAGCUGCUGGCCAUCCAUCCCGCUGCAGCGGCCGCAGCAGCCGCCCAGCAGCAGCAACAACAGCAGCAGCAGCAGCAGUCGGCGGUGACAGCUGCUCAUUUGCAGCACAAUGGCCAGCAGCAGCACUCGCAGCAGCAGCAACAGCAGCAGCAAAUGUCGCAACAGCAACAGCAGCAGCAGCAGCUCGUGGGCAGCAACUCCAAGCCAGAACAGUUUCACAUUUUUGUGGGCGAUCUGAGUGCCGAAAUCGAAACGCAACAGCUGAAAGAUGCAUUCACCCCAUUCGGAGAAAUAUCAGACUGCAGAGUUGUGCGCGAUCCGCAGACGUUGAAAUCAAAGGGCUAUGGCUUUGUCAGCUUUGUCAAGAAAUCGGAGGCGGAAACCGCCAUCACUGCAAUGAAUGGCCAAUGGCUGGGCUCGCGCUCGAUACGCACAAAUUGGGCCACCCGAAAGCCGCCGGCAACCAAGGCAGACAUGAACGCCAAGCCGCUGACCUUUGACGAGGUCUACAACCAGAGCAGCCCCACCAAUUGCACUGUCUACUGUGGCGGCAUCAACGGCGCCCUCUCCGGUUUCCUCAACGAGGAGAUCCUGCAGAAGACCUUCUCGCCGUACGGCACAAUACAGGAGAUACGGGUCUUCAAGGACAAAGGAUAUGCAUUCGUGCGCUUCUCCACCAAGGAGGCGGCCACCCACGCCAUCGUGGCCGUCAACAACACGGAGAUCAACCAGCAGCCGGUGAAGUGUGCGUGGGGCAAGGAGAGUGGCGACCCCAACCACAUGUCGGCCAUUGCCGGUGGGGCCUUGGCCCAGGGAUUCCCCUUCGGCUCGGCGGCCGCGGCGGCCGCAGCGGCUGCCUACGGACAGCAGGUGGCCGGAUACUGGUACCCGCCGGCACCCACAUAUCCGGCGGCAGCCCCCGCCAGUGCCCUCCAGCCAGGACAGUUCCUGCAGGGCAUGCAGGGAUUCACCUACGGUCAAUUCGCCGGCUACCAGCAGGCAGGAUACAUGGGAAUGGGCGUGCAGCUGCCUGGCACCUGGCAGAGUGUGCCGCCCCAGCCUCAGCUGGCCAGUGCAGCGGCAGCCACUGCGCCGCAGAUCACACAGAGUGUGGGCAGCGCACUGCCGCAGGCGGCCGGAGUGGUCGCCUAUCCGAUGCAGCAGUUCCAGGUCAGUCCACAGCUGGCGGAGGAUGAGUGGCUGGCGCCCAGUCUGCUCGUGUAGCUGCCAUGAGGGAUGGCCAUGUAUCCCACACAGCAGCAGCACCAGCAGCAGCAGCAACAGCAACAGCAUCAGCAGCAACAGCAGCAGCAUCAGCAGCAGAUGCUGCAGCAGCAACAUGAGCAGCAGACGUCCGGGGAAUAUGUGAAGGA
This is a messenger RNA of Drosophila teissieri, 1844 nucleotides long. Its product is annotated as nucleolysin TIA-1. The record is from RefSeq and is a predicted model, not a curated record. Bases 379 to 1695 code for a protein of 438 amino acids. Lineage: Eukaryota; Metazoa; Arthropoda; Insecta; Diptera; Drosophilidae. The transcript is spliced from 9 exons. Gene Ontology annotation, molecular function: RNA binding.